This is a messenger RNA of Colletotrichum scovillei, 1164 nucleotides long. RefSeq lists its product as uncharacterized. The record is from RefSeq and is a predicted model, not a curated record. The transcript has a single exon. The coding region runs from base 109 to 1164 and encodes 351 amino acids. NCBI's taxonomy places the organism in Eukaryota, Fungi, Ascomycota, Sordariomycetes, Glomerellales, Glomerellaceae.
GAUGACGCCGCCGCCGCUCGGUUGUGUUCCUCUUGCAUAAUGCCUUCCCCAAGGUACGAACUACUACUGGCGCCGUCGAUUUACCGAGUUGGACUUCUCGACUGAGAGAUGGCCGGAGAGACGGGCACCAUCUCGGUCUCGCAGGUCCAGGCGAUGGUUAUGAUUGCAUUCGCUGCGACGGCGUACUACAAUACGAUCGAAACCUUUUUCUCCAUAUUCACGACCUUCAAGCGCCGACGAGGAAGAUACUUCUGGAGUAUGAUCGUAUCUAAUACUGGCAUCAACAUCAAUGUGAUCGCCUUCAUUCUGCGGUACUUUGGCUACUACCAGAAAGCGAUAUUCGCAUCGAGUAUCAUCAUCCCGAUCGCUUGGUACUCGAUGGUCACAGGCCAGGCCAUUGUUCUUUGGUCGCGGUUGCACCUGGUUGUUCACAGCCAACAAAAGAUCCGCUGGAUCUUAACGAUGAUCAUCUUCAACGCCGUCACGAUGCAUAUCCCGGAGACGGUAAUCUUCUUCCUCGCCAACACUAGCCCCAAGGAAUACGUAAUGCCCUUCAAGAUAUACGAAAAGGUCGAACUCGUCGUUUUCACCAUCCAGGAGACCAUCAUCGCAUCUCUCUUCCUGUACGAAGGCUAUAAAAGCCUCAAGCCGUUGAGCGCAAUCAAACCAAAGGCUGUUACAAACAUGGUGCGGCACUUGGCUUCACUGUUCGCUGUUGUCUUUAUACUAGACACAGGCCUGAUUAUCCUGGAAUACAGCGACAAGUUCGAGAUUCAGACAAUGUGCAAGCCAUUCGUCUACAGCGUCAAGCUCAAAGUCGAAUUCGUCGUGCUCAACAAACUAUUGGCGUUCACUCGAAUGAGCGCCUGCGACUGUCGAGGCCCCGAGAGCAUACCGUCUGCCACGCUGGCUGAUAGCAACAACCGGACGAAUGGUGGAAACAAUGGGCUGACGCUGGCACUUCCGGCCAUUGAGCAGACAAAUGGAUCACUUUCUCCGUUGUGGCAGACAGCGAGGAAGGACUACAUCUUUGAUGGACGGACAUCUCCAAUGAGUAUAAGAAGCAGAAGAGGGUCGAGGGAGGGAGAUUUGGAUAUCAGCCCAGAGGAAGACAAAGCGACGGUGUCGAUACGUGAGAAGCCAUUGAUGACGGACGAUAGGUAA